This is a messenger RNA of Beta vulgaris subsp. vulgaris (sugar beet), 1985 nucleotides long. RefSeq lists its product as uncharacterized. The coding region runs from base 507 to 1808 and encodes 433 amino acids. The record is from RefSeq and is a predicted model, not a curated record. Lineage: Eukaryota; Viridiplantae; Streptophyta; Magnoliopsida; Caryophyllales; Amaranthaceae. The transcript is spliced from 8 exons.
UAUUUCACUCUUUAUUUUGCAAUUUUGAAUUCAUAUUAUUGAUCUUUCAAUGUAACCCAGUUGACUCUGAUUGAAGACAUUUUGUGGGUUUUAAUGGGUUUUGUUUUUUGAGAUUGUAGAUUUUCUUCUACGGAUUUUUAUUUAUACCCUGAUUUUGGUUUGUGGGUUAUAUUUCAGUUUCUGUUUUUGGGUUCAAAAUUGUGUCUUUUUUUUCUGCAUUAAUAUUAGUUUUGCAGUCUAUUUUGACUUAGCUUGUUCAAUCUGAUGUGGGUUGUUGAUUUUGAAUGCUAUUUGUGAAGGAAAUGUUGGUUAGAUGAGCAUAAGAUUGAUGGAUGAAAACUUAUGUAGAUGAGUAAUUCUAUGCCAUUAGUGAUAUUUUGUUUGAUGUAUGUUGAUUUCCCAGAACUUAUUGUAGACCUUGGUAGUGUUCAAUUGAGGGAAGUUGCAACAUGCUAAUAACAGUAGUGGGUGAAAAUUGGGGGUUGGAAUCUUGUGUUGGUUAGUAGAUGGAGAAGAAGAAAAUAGAUGGAGAUGAAUCAGGACCGUCAUCACCAAAACUAGUGGACAGAUUUGGAUUCAUAAAGCCAGAAAAUAGCAACUCUCCUGAUGCUUUGAAGAGGAGCAAGUCAACUGUUGCAUCCGAGAGGGAGGAAAGAAGAGUUCAAAAAUGGAGAAAGAUGAUUGGGGUUGGUGGGAGCGAUUGGAAGCAUUAUAUAAGGAGGAAACCUCUUGUAGUUAAAAGGCGUGUCAGAAAAGGAAUUCCUGAUUGUUUAAGGGGUCUUGUAUGGCAACUGAUCUCUGGAAGUCGUGAUCUCUUGCUCAUGAAUCCGGGAGUUUACGAGCAACUGGUAAUAUAUGAGACUUCAGCAUCAGAGCUGGAUAUAAUUCGAGAUAUAUCACGUACUUUUCCUUCUCACGUCUUCUUCCAGCAAAGGCAUGGUCCUGGUCAGAGAUCACUCUACAAUGUUCUGAAAGCAUAUUCUGUGUAUGACAGAGAUGUUGGAUAUGUUCAGGGUAUGGGGUUUAUAGCUGGUCUGCUGCUUCUUUAUAUGAGCGAGGAAGAUGCAUUUUGGUUAUUGGUCGCAUUGCUUAAAGGAGCCGUUAAUGCCCCGAUGGAAGGAUUAUAUUUGUCAGGAUUGCCUUUGGUACAACAAUACCUGUUCCAGUUUGAUCUUUUGGUGAGAGAAUACUUGCCCAAACUUGGAGAGCAUUUUUCUCAAGAGAUGAUAAAUCCUAGCAUGUAUGCAAGUCAAUGGUUCAUCACUGUGUUCUCUUAUUCUUUUCCCUUUCACUUGUCCCUUCGAAUAUGGGAUGUCUUUCUGUAUGAGGGUGUGAAAGUUGUCUUCAGAGUUGGGUUGGCCUUGUUGAAGUCCUGUCAAGAUGACUUGAUAAAGUUACCUUUUGAGAAACUCAUACAGGCGUUGCGUAAUUUUCCUGAAGAAGUGAUGGAUCCUGAUACAUUAUUGCCCUUGGCCUAUACGAUCAAGAUUUCGAAGCGUUUAGAAGACUUGAGGCUUGAAUAUGAGAAAGUACAUGGGAAAGAAGGCCAACCUAUCAUAACAAGAGGGAAGCAGAAAAAACUAUUAGAAAGGCAUGGUUCUUCACGUCGUGGCAAGCGAGCUGAGAAGCAGAAUGGAGAAGUAAAUCAGUCUCCUGAAGGUAUCUUGCAACAAAAACUCUCUUUGCGGAGGCAUUUCUCCCGUCGAAAGGAAGAACAUGACAAGCUCGAUGGGCCAACGGCUAAAUCUGAUCAGGAGUUUUUACAAAGACGUGACUGUCAGCUUAUGUCUAGACAUGCUACUACUUGAUAGAACCAAAUCGAUUCUUUCAUUCUUUCAUAUUGUGAUUGUACAUUUCGGUGAAUGUAUACACAACGAUUAGUGCCCAUUAGGCCAAUACAAUUGCUUAUGCAAAUCUGAUUUUUGUGGUCAUUGAUUAAUGAUUAUGGUGGUUUUAUGAAAGUGGGUUACAUGGCUGUUUUGUCA